UCGCCCACUCAACUAACGGAAUGUUAUGUCAAUAUUAAUUUAAUUAAUUCCUCUUCUCGAAUGAAGAUUUUGGCCUUUUAAAUUUUGUUAAAAAGGUUUUCAAUAAAAAAAUAAGCAAUUUGAUAAAAAUGGUGCAUAAAUUACGUAAUCGCGAUGUUUGUCACACUUCUCCAAGGCCCAAUCAAGCCCAAAGUUCAUUUAAAACUCAAAAAAGGCAGGUUCUACAUUCCACGCCUCAACAUAAACAAUUGAAGCAAAAGGAUGCACAGAAUUAUCAUGUGAUAAUGGCAGAUGUGAGCAACAUUGGGCAGCUUACCAUGCCUACUUUGCAACAGAGCGACGAUACAAUUUCAGUUAAUUAUUCCGCAGUAUUUGAAGCUACAAGCAAUACGAAAAACAUUGUGAAACUCCAAAACGCUGUUGAUGAAUCCAUAUUUAAACACACCUUUGGAAAGAGAAAUGGUGUUUCGCUAUACGCUGUAAAAAAAUCCUUGCGGGAAGAGUAUUCAUACAAAUCUGUUAGAUCCUUAAAACCUAUAUCGCGUUAUGUCGCUUUUGCCAUUAAAAAUGGUAAAUUCCAACAAAUAACCGGUCACGGUGCGUCAGGAACGUUCCGUUUGAAUCGCGAUAUACAUGUUAGUCACGUGCGUAGAUUGGGUGGGCUUCGAAAAGUUUCAGCACAGUCUCAUGCAAUUCAAAGGCAAAGAGAAAACAAACAAACUAAACAUAAUACGAUAGCAUAAACAGGUCUAGCUAAUAUUUAUAUUAAUAAUUUAGAUACAUACAUAUGUACAUUUGUUAUACUUUUCUGUUUUUCUUUGAAAAUCUUCUUUCUAAUUUGGAAAUUCUGUCUUCAGAUUAAUACUGCUGGUUUAUUUAUUGUUUGUAUUCUAAUAAUCUAAUAAUAAUUUUGCGUUAGCAAAGUAGUUAAUUAGAUUGUUCUAAAAUAAGUAUGUAUUAGUAAAGACAACGUAAGAAUUUAAAUAU
This is a messenger RNA of Ceratitis capitata (Mediterranean fruit fly), 987 nucleotides long. Its product is annotated as histone H1.2-like. NCBI's taxonomy places the organism in Eukaryota, Metazoa, Arthropoda, Insecta, Diptera, Tephritidae. The record is from RefSeq and is a predicted model, not a curated record. Gene Ontology annotation, molecular function: DNA binding. Bases 129 to 743 code for a protein of 204 amino acids. Gene Ontology annotation, biological process: nucleosome assembly. The transcript is spliced from 4 exons. Gene Ontology annotation, cellular component: nucleosome.